AUGCCACAAUCUAAUGCAUCAAUUGAGGAUUCCAUUAUAGAAGUCAAUCCCCAAGUAUGGGCAGCCCCAGGGAAUCCAGCAAAGGCUAAAGGGAUACCCUUGAUAGAAAUCAAACUUAAGUCUGGAAAGGGACCAGUCCAAGUAAAACAGUAUCCACUCUCGCAAGAAGGGUGUAAGGGGUUGAAGCCCAUUAUUCAGGACUUGAUUAACGAAGGGAAACUGGAACCUUGUGCAUCACCCUUCAACACCCCUAUUCUUGCAAUCCCCAAGGGGCCAGAGAAGAAAAAGUGGAGACUCGUCCAAGACUUAAGGGCUGUAAAUUCUAUAGUAGAAAGCAGGUUUCCUAUAGUGCCAAAUCCUCAUACCUUGUUGGUCAGGAUUAACCCAAGUCAUUCUUGGUACUCAGUGGUGGAUUUAAAAGAUGCAUACUUUUCUCUGGAACUCCAUGAGAAUUCAAGGGACUUAUUUGCUUUUGAGUGGGAAGAUCCAGAUACCCAUGUGAAACAUCAAUUGAGAUGGACGGUUUUGCCCCAGGGCUUUGUAGACUCUCCUGUUAUAUUUGGCACCACCCUGGAGAAGGCCCUGCUUGAUUGGCCAGUCCCUGAGGGAGUCCAGCUUCUUCAAUUUGUUGAUGACCUUCUUCUGAGUGGGAGCAGCAAACAGGCAUUACAGGCUGCUACUGUGAGCUUGCUGAACUUUUUAGGAGAAAAGGGAUACCGAGUAUCUAAAGAAAAGGCUCAACUCUGUAAAGAAGAAGUUUCUUAUUUAGGCCAUCGAUUGCAUCAAGGGACUAAGAGACUUGCCCCAGAAAGAUGUGAGGCUAUCUGUCGCCUUCCCCUACCGAAGACAAAGAAACAACUACGAGCAGCCUUGGGAAUGACAGGUUAUUGUAGGUCCUGGAUUCUGGAUUAUGGCAUUCUGACCCAAUCCUUAAUAAAGAAGACAGCAGCCAGUGAGCCAGAACAAUUAGUAUGGAAUUCUGAAGAGGAAGCUACCUGGAAAAAGCUGAAGCAAGCCUUGAUGAGCGCUCCAGCCCUUGGACUAUCAGACCUGUCCAAACCAUUUGAAUUGUUUGUCUAUGAGAAGCAAGGCUGUAUGACUGGAGUAUUGACACAGAAGUGGGGACCAACCAUGCGACCAGUGGCCUACCUUUCAAGACAGCUUGACCCAGUAGCCAGAGGAUGGCCUGCAUGCCUUAGAGAGGUUGCUGCAGUCUCAAUGGCACUUAAAGAUUGCCUUAAGAUGACCCUGGGAGGAACAGUGAGGGUCCAUGCUCCACAUGCAGUGCCUGAAAUCCUCCAGCAGAGGGGAGCCAAGUGGCUAACAAAUUCCCACCUCAUCAAAUAUGAAGCCCAAAUGAUUGAAAAUGAUGGAAUUACUAUUCAAGCCUGUAACCGACUGAAUCCAGCCACCUUGCUCCCAUAUACAGAUGAAAAGCUUAUUCAUGAUUGCCUUGAAAAUAUUGAUGAAGCAACAAUGGCCAGGAUUGAUCUAAAGGACCAGCCUUUAGAAAAUGCUGAGAAUGAGUUCUUUGUGGACGGAAGCAGCUUUAUGGAAGAAGGAAAGCGAUAUACAGGCUAUUCAGUAGUAACUGAGCAUGAAACAGUGAAAGCGGGACCCUUGCCUGCUUCCUGGUCUGCACAAGCUGCUGAACUUCAUGCCCUUGCAAGAGCACUGCUGUUGAGUAAAGCUACCUCUGUCAAUGUGUACACAGAUUCUAAAUAUGCUUUUGGGGUAGUUCACGCCUUUGGAGCAUUGUGGAAAGAGAGAGGCUUUCUAACCGCCAAUGGAACUCCUGUGCAAAAUCAGGAACGGUGUGAAGCCCUUCUUUCAGCAAUCCAAGAGCCCAAGCAAGUUGCGGUGAUCCAUAUCAGAGGACAUCAAAAGGGAGGAUCUAAGGAGGCUCGAGGAAAUCGCCGAGCAGACGAGGCAGCCAAGAAAGGAGCAAAGGGAGCAGUGUCCACAUUGUGUCCUCUAGUGCCAGCAUUUCAGCUUCCUCCUCAACCUAAGUAUUCAGUGGAAGAAAGACAUCUGGCAGAGAAAGAAGGAGGAAUUGAACAGUCUGAUGGGUGGAUCUGUGGACCUGAUGGAAGGCCGUCUGCUGCGGCUGUCCAGCCACUCCCGUUGGAGUUUCCGGUCUACUCAUUCCAACCUGGUGAAUGGGUCCUGAUCAAGUCAUGCAAAGAUGAACCAUUGACGCCUAAGUGGAAGGGACCCUAUCAAGUGUUGCUGAUUGCUGACGCAGCCGUCAAGACCACUGGAAGCUACAAGUGGAUCCAUCACACCCGUGUUAAGAAGACAACGCCCCCAGUGGAGAACGAGGAAGCAGAUGACGGCGGGUCAGCCAAAGGCCUAGCAGCACAGACGGGAGCAGAGAACAAGGAAGCAGAUGACGGCGGGACAGCCAACGGCCUAGCAGCGCAGAAAGGAGAAGAAGACGAAGAGCAGACCAGAAUCACAGCAAGACAGCCAUCUAAAGAGUGGGAAGUCAUAGCAGGAGAAGGACUGAAACUCCUGUUUAGAAAAAACUGA
Messenger RNA from Eublepharis macularius, 2532 nucleotides. RefSeq lists its product as uncharacterized. Gene Ontology annotation, molecular function: RNA-DNA hybrid ribonuclease activity; nucleic acid binding. NCBI's taxonomy places the organism in Eukaryota, Metazoa, Chordata, Lepidosauria, Squamata, Eublepharidae. The record is from RefSeq and is a predicted model, not a curated record.